AUGCCAAAGGAAAAGGGCUACAACCCCGUCCAAGCCCAGCGGAAAGCUGAAAAAGCCAAGGCCAUCAAAAAGGGCAAAGCAGAAGCUCAGGACAGACGUAACGAACGACUGGCGCGCAAGAACCCGGACCGAAUACAGAAGCAGAUCGAUGAUUUAAAGGCCAUUGCUGCCGGCGGCGGCAAGCUAUCACGGCAUGAGGAGCAGUUGUUAGAAGGACUCGAGAAGGAAUUCAGGGGUGUGAGGAAGGCGCGAGAGAUACUGGGCGACAGAGCACCUUCAUUCAACCGUGGCGGCCGACGAGAAGGGAGUUCGGGCGUCUUGGGGAAGAGACGGCGGAAUUCUGCAGGCUCAAGUACCGACGAGGAUGUGCCGGAAGAGGUGCGCAGGAUUCCGAUGCCUAGAGACACACCGCCCCCGAUUUCCAAGGAAGUUCUGGACCAGUGGUACGCGCGGCGGCGGGCACGACGAAACCCAAAUGCCGAUGCGAUGCGUGAAGAUAUGGCAAAGAAAGAAGAGUCUCAGAGGACGGAGGCGCCUUCUGUCCAACACCAAACCGUUUACGAAGCCAAACCUGUUAUGCGAGAUCUUAGGCAAGAGGCCGUUUCUGCUUUCGUGCCAGCCGCUGUGCAGCGGAAGCUGAACAAGGGUCGAGGUCGGGGUGGGUUAAUGGAGCCUGAAGAGGCGGAUCAGUUGGAGAAAGAGGGCUAUUUAAACCCGACAAAAGAAGCGGCUGGUUCGGCAGAAGAUGUUCAGCGGCAACAUUUGACUGCGACUGUCGAGGACAUCGAAGACGAGGAGGAGUAA
Molecule: messenger RNA, 804 nt
Organism: Metarhizium album ARSEF 1941
Lineage: Eukaryota; Fungi; Ascomycota; Sordariomycetes; Hypocreales; Clavicipitaceae
Product: WW domain binding protein 11
Exons: 2
Coding region: 1-804 (267 amino acids)
Biological process (GO): RNA processing
Source: RefSeq, a predicted model, not a curated record